Molecule: messenger RNA, 346 nt
Organism: Cyphomyrmex costatus
Lineage: Eukaryota; Metazoa; Arthropoda; Insecta; Hymenoptera; Formicidae
Product: longitudinals lacking protein
Exons: 1
Coding region: 17-346 (109 amino acids)
Biological process (GO): regulation of DNA-templated transcription
Molecular function (GO): DNA-binding transcription factor activity, RNA polymerase II-specific; RNA polymerase II cis-regulatory region sequence-specific DNA binding
Source: RefSeq, a predicted model, not a curated record
GUAUGACGCCCUAUGGAUGUUGGAACGAAAGGCGCGCAGCAUUGGUCAGGAAAGCCAGGAUUCCCUUCCAUUCUCAAGCAAGACGUACUCGAAAGCACACGAUACUUUAGGACGUGGUGGCGAUUAUCCAGUUCAUAUGUACAGCGGAGACUCCUACAUACCAAUGAUACAGGCCUAUGUUUGUACCGAUUGCGGCAAGAAAUAUAAAUGGUUAGACAGUCUGAAAAGGCAUCAAAGGGUGGACUGCGGCAACAAGGAGAAAAAAUUCUGCUGUCAUGUGUGCGACCGAAAGUUCAAAUAUCGAUACGAACUACGGAAUCAUAUUACCGCGCAUCAUUCCGGAUGA